CAAUGACACUAUCUUUUAUAUAAGAAUUCACCUGUCUUUUAAAACUAUUUAAGUUUUCUGCCCGAAGUUAUGUUUAAAUACAUAAAUGCAAUACCAAUUUUAAGCUCUAGGUUUGUUGUGAAUGGUAAAUUGAGUUGGCCUACAUAUAAAUUGAGGGAUUUAAGUUCAUUACACCAUAGACUCGAUAGGCCUUCGAGUUGCUUGCAUACAUUGUUGUCUAAUCCAAGUCAAUUGUUUGUCAAGGGUAAAGGACAAAAUAAGUCCUUUGAGAGCAGUUUAAUUCGGAAGUGUUCAAAUAUGUCAGACUCAGAAGAUAAGAAGGGCGAUUUGAAGAAGAAAUUGACUCCAAUUCAGUAUCAUGUCACCCAAGAAAAAGGAACAGAAAGACCGUUUACUGGGAAGUACAACAAGUGCACAGAUGCUGGCACCUACAGCUGCGUAGUUUGUGAUAAGCCACUCUUCUCGUCUAAAACUAAAUUUGAAUCUGGAUGUGGCUGGCCAGCCUUUAACGAUGUAUUGGACCAGGGGGGUGUAAAAUUGACUAAGGACACCACACACGUCGGGGCCAACCUACUGUUAUUGAUCACCAAUCCAGGUAUGGUCCGUACGGAGGUGACUUGCGCCCACUGUGGAGCUCAUCUUGGCCAUGUGUUUGGAGACGGCCCUCCGCCAACGAGGAAACGCUUCUGCAUCAACAGUGCUGCCAUGAACUUCCACCCCGCAGAGGGGAGUCAGAGCGAGUAGACUACUGGUUUUUUCUGGGCGAUCACCUAUUUUUUCUACACUCCAUUCCACGUUCCCCGUGCAGUACAGAGAGCCCACAAGCGGCAGUCAGCAAUACUAAACACUCCUUUGCUUUUUCCAUCCACUUUCUCUACUAAUUUUGACAACACCAAAGUCAAAAUACUAAUUAAUAAAAGUAUAAAAUAAAGGUAUAAAAGUGGUCUUUAAUGUCUUAACGAGUGUUGCGAGGACAGUUGACGCAACUCCCCAUGACAAGAAAUAUAUUUUUUUGAACAAUGUUGAACGCAUGCCUGUUUCCCUAAGAUCUGUGCUGCACAAUGAACGUGGAAUUGAGUCUAAAUUAAGUAAAAUAUCUCACUUGAUCAUUGACCUCAUCUAUCAACUGAUAACCGUAUCAAAUUUGACACAUUGACCUCAAUAUGAGAAUGGUAUGAUAAAGCAAUUAGGAAUAAAAUAAAUUGUUGUAUUACUUUAAACUUUGAGAAUGGAAAAUGUUGUAAAUUUCUUAAGUGAUGAUUUAGGCCUAUUCAAAUUACAGUCAUAAAACAGUGGAAUCUAUUUUCAUAAUUGUUAGAAUAUUUACCCAGCAAUGGUAAACUAUCGCUUUGCUUCACAACUAACUCCGGUUGUUAUUUGAUAUUUAUUAUUUAUUUAAGUUUUAUUUACAGUAACACCAAAAAUGUUUUAGUGCAUCUGAUUUUAGGGCAUUUAACCACAAGCUAUAGAGUGGAUUUUACUCGAUGUGAUACAAUAGCGGCCAGUUAAUUGUUUUACGAUUUUUUAUACUAACCCUUUUGUGUAUGUUUUAGAUAAUAUGUUAGACAUUAUUGAAUAAUUCCUUGAUAUAGAAUCCAAUAAAAAUAGAAGUGUAAGAUUUGUUUAUAAACCUAAUAAAAUACAGCGUAUGUUUUUUAAAUCAAUAAUUACAAUUUGCCAAUUGCACUGUAAAACAACUGCAUAUUCCAUCCAAAUGAUUUGUUUAACCUGAUAUUAUUAUUUGUACAAUGUUCUUGCAUGUAGGAUUGCACCCUCUCUUGGACUUCAAAAUUAAUUAUCUUGAUCUUAGUGCUCAUUGACAAUAGAAUUAUGAAGGUUUUUUUGGAAAGGUCCUAAUAGUUAAGAGAUUGUGCAAUUAACUUUUUCUAAUCUAAAUUGCAAAUAAUAAUUUAGAAGUAACAUUUUGGUAUGGACGCACAAUUUUACAAAGUUAAAUUCUAUGAUAUUACAAGCCGGUUCUAUAAAAAACACUAAUUAAUUUGACUAAAUUCAAAUUGGUUUUUAAUUUAGGUCAAAAACCAACCUUUAAAUAAAAUUUAUUGUUACCCAACAAUUAUUUUAUGUACUUACAUUUUGAACUCCGUAGAGCCAUUGCAUCCAAGUCAUCACUUUAUUGUAAGGUUGAAGGAUUUUUUGAAAUGCUCAAGUUUUUGUAAUCAACCUAUGCAGCUUUUUAACAAUGCUUGUACAUAAUUUUUGAAAAUGAUAUUUUGUUAUUGAUUGAUAAUUUAUUUUUAUAUGGAUUUACUUCACUUAACUGUAAGAACUCAUGCCUUAAGGCUUUUAGGGAAUUGUGUAAAUAUUUCCGAUGUAUAAAUGUGUAGGGGCCUACAUCACAUUUUAUGUUAAUGUUUUGAUGUAGGCCGAGACCUUACUUGGUGGUUUGUACUUCUUGCAAAUGUGUUGACUUUGAAAAAAAAACUAUGUUUUCAAAUAAGAUAGUAUCUUUUGACUCACUUCUUUCAAAUGGUUAAACUGAUCCUUAGACUAAACAGAUUAAGGUAAACUUUUAACCUAAAAUCGCCAAAAAAGGCAACAUUUUACUGAAAGGUUACAACUGAACAGAAUUGAUUCAACUUAUUAUUUGUGUGCCAGUUUUCUGUGGUUUGUAAUUUGUGACAUCCAUCAACUUCAGUGUUAAAUACUUUGUUUUAUUCAAUAACCUUUGACAGUGUCCUGAGCUUAUAAAAUAGCCUAUCACACCACAGGAAAAAGUUUACAAGUUUUUGGGUCAUAAUAUUUUUGAUGUGAGAUUUGUAGUACAGAUUGAAUGAUCAAAUACAGUAGAACCUCUCAUAUCCAUCCACGGUGUUACCGGUGCCGGUCCUUAUAUUAUCUGGCUACUUCAAUAGCUAAUAUCAAAACUUAGUUCUCCAUCUUACAGAGUGUCUUUGAUUGCAAGCUCUAUAGUCUCGAUGCCCACAGUUUAUUUAUUUGUUUGACAUUUUACUGUGUUUACUAUUUAGUUGAGGUAGUAUGUCUAACCUUAAACACCACCAAUAAAACACCAACUCAUAAAAACGGACUCCAGUAUUUCCAAUAGUUUGAGAAGUCUACUUGAACUAUUCAAAGUCAAUGGUUCAGGUGGAAUUUACAAACUAUUUUAAGACCUUAUAAUCGUUUAAGCCAAUUUUAUUGUGGGUAGUUUACCUCUAUGUGUUUACCUAUCUGAAUUCAUAAUAUUUUCUGAUGGUUAAACACUAAUUGUGAUAAAUAAAGCUUCUCUUCAUUUGGGAAACGCAUGAAUUUUUAUAAAACAAAAUAUCCCAGAAGAGUCUUUUAAACACUACUUUUGACUACACUGAUUAUUACACAUUAUUCGGUGUAAUUUAUUGUUUUUCUUAAUAGAUUUUUUUUUCGUUCUGGGCCUCGUCGUGGCCAAAUAUGAGAGGUUCUAGUGUGACAAUGACCUUGAAUCCUCCACAGAAAUUUGAAUUGAAGACGUUAGUAAAUUCAGUACAUCUUUAUUUAAUUUGGUGAAAUUUGUCAAUGUGCCAUAGCAAAAGAGAUUUGUCAUGUAAAAUAAGAAAUAUUUAUAUUUAUGCAUACCUAAUUAUUUAUGUACCACCUUUACUAGAAUGCUCUUGUGGCAGUCGGAACAGUAUGUUUAAGUACUCUCAUAUUAACCAUCCAAAGUACCAACCAACUAAUCUCAAACACACAUGAGUGUGAGUGAUACUCUUCAAUCUAGUCGACAAGUUUUGGUUUGAUGUAGGCACAUCAUCUAAUUUAACACUACCAACUAAAAUACCAUGUUAUGUUAGAUCUUUAACUAUAACCUUAGAUUAGUUAGAUAGGGUUUAGGUCGUUGGGGAUUUCUAGUUUUGUGUUUUAUCUUUUUGUUGACAUUUUUUAUUUAUUAACUCAAAUUUUAUUUUGUGAUGAAAAUACAGCUUUUAAAAACUGCCA
Messenger RNA from Macrosteles quadrilineatus (aster leafhopper), 3930 nucleotides. RefSeq names its product methionine-R-sulfoxide reductase B1 (gene SelR). The record is from RefSeq and is a predicted model, not a curated record. Gene Ontology annotation, biological process: protein repair; response to oxidative stress. Bases 70 to 744 code for a protein of 224 amino acids. Lineage: Eukaryota; Metazoa; Arthropoda; Insecta; Hemiptera; Cicadellidae. The transcript is spliced from 3 exons. Gene Ontology annotation, molecular function: peptide-methionine (R)-S-oxide reductase activity. Gene Ontology annotation, cellular component: cytoplasm.